AUUAUGGGGGUUGCGUAAAGCUUUGGAGUAAUGCCUGUGGAGGUGGAGCGGAAGUUUGUGUGUGACUCACACAUCCAUGAGAAACUGAAGGACAUUGGAGCUGUAUUUUUGGGUCAGUAUGAGUUUAAAGAUCAGUACUUCGACUCAGCAGACUUCACAUUAACGUUAAAAGAUUUCUGGCUGAGAAAACGUGAAGGAUCCUGGGAGCUAAAACGGCCCUCGUCACAGUCAAAUGCAGAGAAAAGAGCAAAGGAUGUGUGCACUAAUUACAAAGAGGUCACAGAUGUGCUUCAGAUCAGAGCAGACCUUAUGUCUGUCAUGGGCAUUUAUGCAGAACACACGUCAGACUCCUUACAGACACAACAAGCUAAAGAUGUUCAUGUGGAGUUUGGAAAAUGGCUGCAGGAUUUGAAGCUGGAGUGUUUUGCGGAGUUCACCACCGUCCGGUGUUCUUAUGCACUGGAGAAUGAUGGGGAUGACAGAAGAGUCCGGGUCGAUCUGGAUCAGGCCGAUUUUGGCUACUGUGUGGGAGAGAUUGAAGUUCUUGUUUCAGAAGAGGAUGAGAUGCCGUUUGCGGUGCAGACUAUUGAGAAGAUGGCUCAAAAAAUAGGUCUCAACGGUGAGCAGAAAACUGAGGGGAAAAUGGCUGUGUAUCUUCAGAGAUUUCGCCCAGGUCACUAUGUGGAGCUUCAUAAAGCUUAUAUACUAUGAAAUAAUUGUAAACAUUCUUCUUCUUAUUAUUAUUAUUAUUGGGAAGCUAUAACCUAAUGGUUAGAGAAGCAACUCUGGGACCAAAAGGGUGCCUGUUCGAUUCCCCGGACCAGCAGGAAUGGCUGGUGUGCCCUUGAGCAAUGCAUCUAACCAUCAACUGUUUCCCAGGCUGUAUGUCCCUCUGGAUAAGAGUGUCUGCUAAACGCCUGUAACAUUAUUAUUAUUAUUAUUAUUAUUAUUAUUAUUAUUAUUAUUAAUAGAACAUUUUAUAUAUGUAUAUACACAGUGGAUGUAAAAAGUCUACAUACCCCUGCUAAAAUGGCAGAUUUUUUGUAAUUUAAGAAAAAAAAAAUCCUGUCAGAACGUAUCCCACCUUUAUUGCAAAACUGCAAUCGAUACAAAAGUUAAAAUCAAAUCAAAAACUCAUCUCAUCUCAUUAUCUCUAGCCGCUUUAUCCUUCUACAGGGUCGCAGGCAAGCUGGAGCCUAUCCCAGCUGACUACGGGCGAAAG
Molecule: messenger RNA, 1222 nt
Organism: Neoarius graeffei (lesser salmon catfish)
Lineage: Eukaryota; Metazoa; Chordata; Actinopteri; Siluriformes; Ariidae
Gene: thtpa
Product: thiamine triphosphatase
Exons: 4
Coding region: 31-711 (226 amino acids)
Biological process (GO): thiamine diphosphate metabolic process; dephosphorylation
Molecular function (GO): magnesium ion binding; thiamine triphosphate phosphatase activity
Source: RefSeq, a predicted model, not a curated record